Cynocephalus volans (Philippine flying lemur) is the source of this 4007-nucleotide messenger RNA. RefSeq names its product protein phosphatase 6 regulatory subunit 1 (gene PPP6R1). The coding region runs from base 586 to 3231 and encodes 881 amino acids. NCBI's taxonomy places the organism in Eukaryota, Metazoa, Chordata, Mammalia, Dermoptera, Cynocephalidae. The transcript has 24 exons. Gene Ontology annotation, cellular component: nucleus; cytosol. The record is from RefSeq and is a predicted model, not a curated record. Gene Ontology annotation, molecular function: protein phosphatase regulator activity; protein phosphatase binding.
UUAUGGGAUAGUGGCGGAGGGAACAGGCGUCAGGGGCCCUGAGGCGUCCUGAGGCGUCCUGCGGCACUCAGAGACCUCGCUGGUUUGGGGAAGAGAGCGGUUCAAGAAGUAGGCUUCGGCUUCCGUCGUUCGUCGCUCAGCCCUGCGGCCCGUUUGGACUGCAGAGGAGGACAUUUUACCCUCCCGCGGGGCGCUGGAUUGGGCUGGGGAAACCUGGUUAACUUCCCCCGUCCCUUCCCGCUGAAGCGCCUGCGCGGGCCUAGCGACCCAGCUAACUUCCACACCCGCCUCGCUUGCUGACCCCGUAGGCGCCCGUGUAGGUCUCGAGAACCGGCCCCCACAACCCCACCCGGCGCUGACAGCGGAACUCUGCGGGACUCGGCGCGCGAGGCCCCCAGCUGACCCGAGGGCGCGUGCGCGGUCGCCGCGAGCCCCGGCCCAGAAGCCUGCGAGAGAUCCCGACGCCGACCCCCGCCCCCACAUACCGGGCCCCGCAGCAGGGGCCGGAGCCGCUGGCGGCGGGGCGGGGGGUCGCCCCGAUGAGCCCCGAGUGCGAGGAGCCGCCGCCCCCCUGCGCAGGGCGCCAUGUUUUGGAAGUUUGACCUACACACAAGCUCGCACCUAGACACGCUGCUGGAGCGGGAGGACCUGAGCCUGCCCGAGCUGCUGGACGAGGAGGACGUGUUGCAGGAGUGCAAGGUGGUCAAUCGCAAGCUGCUGGACUUCUUGCUGCAGCCGCCCCACCUGCAGGCCAUGGUGGCCUGGGUCACCCAGGAGCCACCAGCCAGCGGUGAGGAGCGGUUGCGCUACAGGUACCCCAGUGUGGCCUGCGAGAUCCUGACCUCGGACGUGCCCCAGAUCAAUGAUGCCCUGGGCGCAGAUGAGUCCCUCUUGAACCGGCUCUAUGGCUUCCUGCAGAGCGGCAGCAGCCUCAACCCAUUGCUUGCCAGCUUCUUCAGUAAGGUCAUGGGCAUCCUCAUCAACCGCAAGACAGACCAGCUCGUGUCCUUCCUGCGGAAGAAGGAUGACUUUGUGGACCUGCUGCUGCAGCACAUCGGCACCUCAGCUAUCAUGGACCUCCUGCUGCGCCUGCUCACCUGUGUGGAGCGGCCCCAGCUGCGGCAGGACGUCGUCAACUGGCUCAAUGAGGAGAAGAUAAUCCAGCGGCUGAUUGAACAGAUCCACCCGUCAAAGGACGACAAUCAACAUUCCAAUGCAUCCCAGUCCCUGUGCGACAUCAUCCGCCUGGGCCGGGACCAGAUGGUCCAAGUUCAGGACAGCCCAGAGCCCUACCAGCUGUUAGCCACUCUGGAGAGGCAGGAGACGAUCGAGCAGCUCCUGAGCAACAUGUUUGAGGGGGAGCAGAGCCAGUCUGUCAUUGUCAGUGGGAUUCAGGUGCUUCUGACCCUGCUGGAGCCCAGGAGGCCAAGGUCUGAGUCUGUGACCGUGAACAACUUCUUCAGCAGUGUAGAUGGGCAGCAGGAACUCUUGGCCCAGGGGAACCUGGAGAGCACUAUGUCGUGUGAGGGCACCCUGCAUGCCCUGCGCCCACGGCUUGGCAACUUUCAUCAGCUCCUUCUUGAACCACCCAAGCUGGAGCCACUGCAGAUGACGUGGGGCAGCCUGGCUUCACCACUGGGCAACAUGCGGCUUCACGUGGUCAAGCUCCUGGCCAGCGCCCUGAAUGCCAAUGAUGUGGCCCUGACACAGGAGCUCCUGGCACUGGACGUGCCCAACACUAUGCUGGACCUCUUCUUCCACUAUGUCUUCAACAACUUCCUGCAUGCCCAAGUGGAGGUGUGUAUUAGCACCAUGCUGAGCUCAGGGCCCCCUCCCGACAGCAUACCUGAGACACCCAUCCAGAACCCCGUCGUGAAACAUCUACUGCAGCACUGCCGCCUGGUGGAGCGUAUUCUGACAUCCUGGGAGGAGAAUGAUCACGUGCAGUCCAGGGGUGGCCCGCGGAAAGGUUACAUGGGCCACCUGACGAGAGUAGCCAACGCCCUAGUGCAGAAUGCGGAGAAGGGGCCUAAUGCCGAGCAGCUGGGGCAGCUGCUGAAGGAGCUGCCAGGUGAGCAGCAGGAGCACUGGGAGGCAUUUGUGUCUGGACCUCUUGCAGAGACCAACAAGAAGAACAUGGUAGAUCUGGUGAAUACCCACCACCUGCAUUCCUCCAGCGAUGAUGAGGAUGACCGGCUCAAGGAGUUCAACUUCCCUGAGGAGGCUGUGCUGCAGCAGGCCUUCAUGGACUUCCAGAUGCAGCGCAUGACCUCUGCUUUCAUCGACCACUUUGGCUUCAAUGACGAGGAAUUUGGGGAGCAGGAAGAGAGUGUGAAUGCGCCUUUUGACAAGACAGCCAACAUCACCUUCUCCCUCAAUGCUGAUGACGAGAAUCCUAACGCCAACCUGCUCGAGAUAUGCUACAAGGACCGCAUCCAGCAGUUUGAUGAUGAUGAGGAAGAGGAUGAAGAGGAGGGACCGGGCUCGGGGGAGUCAGAUGGUGAGGAUGGUGCCUGGCAGGGCAGCCAGCUGGCCAGGGGUGCCCACCUGGGCCAGCCCCCUGGUGUCCGGAGUGGAGGCAGCACCGACAGUGAGGAUGAAGAGGAGGAGGAUGAGGAUGAGGAGGAUGACAAUGAGGAGGGCAAUAGCCGGGCAGCCUGCAGAGCGGCUGGGCCCCCCUCCUAUUCCAGCCCCAGCCCUCAACCUCUAGGCCCCAGCUGGAUGGCCACCUUUGACCCAGUGCCUAUGGACACCACAACUAGCCCCCGAAUCUUUGGGGAGGAAGAGCUGUACUCUGGGCCCCUAGCCCCACAGGGGCUCCUUGACAUGCCCCAGGACCUCCCUGCCCAGAGCCUGACCAGCUCUCUGGCUAGUGAUGCUCUGCAGCUCAGGUCUCAGGACCCCACGCCCCCCUCAGCACCUCAGGAAUCCACAGAUGGCAGCAAAGUAGUGGAGCCCUCAGCCCCCUGCCAGGCCUUGGUCAGUGUUGGGGACCUCCAGGCCACCAUCCACGGGACGCACUCCACCCCCAGCUCCUUGGACAGUGCAACCAGAGACCCCUCUACCUCUGUCCUUGCCUCUGGGGCCCACCAGCCCCCCCAGACCACAGAGUGGGAGAAGAGCCCAGAGUCCUUGGGUCUUCCCCAAAGCCAGAGUGCCCAGGCCCUUGAGCUUCCUCUGAUGCCCAAUGGCUCUGCCCCAGGAGGGCCCACAUCCCCGGGCUCCCAGUAGCUGCCUAGUCUCAGCAGCUGUGGCCAAAUCCUCCGUCCUCCCCACGAAUCCCCAGGGUGGGGACAGGGCGGGUCCGACAAGGGCCCCCAUUACCCUUAUCACCACAUUGUCCCUACAUUUUCUCCUCUGGACUCCCAGGAGGCUGGUGCCAAGGAGAUAGGCCCCCCAUUCACCCCCAUUUGCACUGAGAAGUGGAAUUAUGGAGUUUUGCCUCCUAGAAUAAAGAUAUAAAAAGUCAAAUAAAGGGAGAGAGAGAGAUACAUAUAUUAUAUAUUCUAUAUAUAGAGAGAGAAGGAAGAGAGUGAGAGAGGAAGCAAGGAUGCUGUGGGCCAGUGGAUCCAAAGCACAGCCUUCCCUCUUCCCAGUGGGGGCUGGCAUUGGGGGUCCCAAGGCCGCCGCCCACACACCCGUCCCAUGCUCUGGUGCAGACACCCACACCCACACCCGGCCUUUUAGCUCAGGUCCACCUUGGGGGAUGGCCUGGCAAGGGCGGGAGCGUCAGAGGGGCCCUGGUGGGAGCCGUGCCUUUGCCCAGACCCUGCACUUUCACCCAGGCCAGCCCAGCCACGGGGAGAAGGGGCCUCCCCGGCAACAUCCCCAGGGGCUCUGAAUUGGAGUUCAGCUGAGCCCUGAGGGUCUGGGGUCCUAGCCUUGCUGCCAAGUGGCCUUGUCCCAGCUCCUUCCUCCCCAGCUGGCGUGAGUGUGUGUGUGUGUGUGUUUGUGCUGAGCUUCUAUUUCAUAUUGCAAAUAUAAAUAAAGGAAGACAGUUUACGAUU